Molecule: messenger RNA, 696 nt
Organism: Didymosphaeria variabile
Lineage: Eukaryota; Fungi; Ascomycota; Dothideomycetes; Pleosporales; Didymosphaeriaceae
Exons: 1
Coding region: 1-696 (231 amino acids)
Source: RefSeq, a predicted model, not a curated record
AUGGGAGGCAACCGUAAAGAGCGGCGCGCAGCCGGCAAAGGUACAAAUCGCAACGCCACGACCACAGGGUCCGCCUUCCAGCCGUCGAACGAGAUCGAUGAAGAUGGCAUCAACAUGAUCCUCCAGCACCCCGACCGCUCCGGCCCCAAGGGAAAGACGCUAUUCGAGCUCGCCGAGGAACGCCAACGUGAGCUAGACAUAGCGAAUGGAAAGAAGCCGCGGUGGAACAUUGAUAAGGACAACACGCCUGCGGGCGAGCGCCCGUUCAACGACGAAGAACCUCUGGGUCCCUUGGCAGAAGGGGUUCUAUACUCGCUCAGCAUGGCCGUCAUGCACCUCACGGUCGACAUUCUCGUGUACAGCCAGUAUCGCGAAGACGUCAUCUGGAGUGAGAUUUUCAAGCGUGCAGGAACUGCCUUACCAAUCUUCUUCCUCCUCGUCUACCUGACCCACGUCGAGUUCUCCAACCGCUUCCCGCUUUUACGCAAUCUCGCCUUCUUCGUCGGAGCGAUAGCUGCAGGGUGCUAUCUCGUACGCUCGGGGAACAAGCAUGGAUACUUCUUCGUCAUGAAGACGGCACCUCCGAUUGCUACACUGUGGGUGUGGAGCACCAUCGAGAUGGACAUCAUAUACUCUGCUCUCAGCGCUGCGGUUGUGCUGGGUUACUCUUGGUGGAAUGGCUUCAGUUUCUUCUAA